CUUUCAUGGUGGCUCUAGGCCUCUGCGUUUCUCAGCACGCAUAAUAGUUGUGGCUUGUUUGUGGGUCUUCUAUGGGCCCAUAAGACGAUCCAUGUCACUUGGGCGGUUCGCCAGUUCCGAUUUCCCACCAAAGAAUGUAGCUGCGAUGCCAAGCGCCCAAGACCUUUUCCCACACCAAAAUUUGAACUUUGAACUUUGAAGCACUGUUUCUCUCUCACAUCGUAUCUUUCCCCCUUUCGCCAAUCGCCAUUGUUCCUGCAUUCUCCUCUGCAAUUGUAGAAAAGCUUGCUUGGCGGGUUUUUUUUCGGAUCCAAAACGGUCGCACUGGGACCUCCAUGCCUGAGACAAUCUCUACGAGACUCUUGAGCUAGAGACUAGAGUUCGGGACUCGCCCGAGACGUCUCGUCGAUAAUGGCGUCUGGUUCGCCUCGGACGCGCAUUGAUCAGUUUUUCUCUUCGAGGAAAAAGAAGCCUUUGUCACCCAGUGUAAAGUCGGGGAGAACUGCUAAGGAUGCAAGAAUUGCGUCGAAUAGCUCCCCUGGUGCCAAAGGUACUUUGGACAACUUCCUCGUGAAUUCUCAGGACGAUAGUUCUCUUGUCCGGACUGCAUCAGCAGAUUGCAGUGCAUCGUCAUGGCAAGAUACGGUUAAAAAGAAGUUGACGUUGGAGACUAAUUUAUCUUCAGAAGUUACACGGAAAGAAUCCCUUUUAUCACCCAAGGAGUGUGGACAAACGGGUGAGCUCCUUGGAGAGGUUUCUAAAGUGACACCGUUGGUUUGUUCUAAAGCGCUUGGCAUUUCAGCUCAUGCCUCUGUGGAGGAUACAAUAGGAGCCUCCUCACCUGGCCCGGAUAAUCAUGAACUCAAACAGUUUGCAGCCGACUUUUUGUCUUUGUAUUGCCGUGAACCUUCGUCAAGUGUAAAUUCAGCAUCAGAUCCGAAAUUGAAUGUCCACAAGAGAUUAAGUAGCCCAUCUCUUAUAGAGAUAGAGGGUAAGUCAUUGACCAAGAAGCAAUGUCUUUCCACCCAGGACCGGUCCCAAUUAGAUGCUAAAAAUGCUUGUUCCAAACCUGGAGAUGCUAUGCUUGGACAUUCUGGAGAAUAUGAUAUAAGUGGUAAUAUUCCCAUUGAGGUCCGUGGAAGCCUGAGAAAAUGCAACAAAACACCCAAACCAAACCCAAACAUGGUAUCAUGCCAUACACCUGAUGCAUCAACCAGUAAUGCAUGUACUCGUGAAACACCUAAUUCAGCACGAGGAAGCUCCAUCUUUUCUCCUGGAGAAGCAUUCUGGAAUGAAGCAAUCCAAGUAGCUGAUGGUUUAUUUGCUCCAGUUGGUAAAAAUUCAGUGCAGGUUGCUGAAGAAACUAAUGACAUCAGUAGCCAUAAUGGGCAAAAGAACACAUGCAAUUUGAGAGAUGGAUUGUGUGAUGUAAGGUUCAAGGCCAAAUUCGAUGAGGGUAACAGCAAAUCCAGGCAUUUGGAUCUUGAAUGUUCUUUGGAAUCAGAAAAAAAGCAUGCCAAAGAAAUUGUUGAAUAUCCUGUUGUAGUUCCUGAUAAAGAAGUCUCCCCAUUGCCUGUUAAGCAUCUUGACUUCCUGCAUGAGGACAGGAACCUGAAUGACAAUUCUCCCCAUCAAUGUUCCACGGAUAGUGGGACUAGUAUUACACAUAAAGAUAAUGAACAAUGUCAUAGUGGUUCAAUAAUUGACAAGGCCCCAGAGAGCACAAAGAUUCUGUCUCAUUCUAAAGCUCAAAGAAAUGGAAGGCUUACCUCUGAGGGUGAAACCAGAUCUUUUCCUGUUUCCUUGAAUAUGGAUCUUGGUGUGCCAUCUUCAACUGUCAAUAGAGAGUUAUCUCAUAUUCAAGAUGUGACUACUAUCCUGCCAGAAGCCAAAAACGAGAGGGUUCUUUUGGGUCAAGAGAAUAACAGCAUUACAUCUUGUGAAAGGCAAAAAGCCAAUCGCUGCAAAUAUGAUGCCACUAGUACACCAUCCAGUUCUAUUCCACUGAAAGAUUGUUUAGACCUGAAAAAUUGGCUUCCUUCUGAGCUAUGCCAUGUUUACAGAAAAAGAGGCAUUUCAAAACUAUACCCUUGGCAGGUUGACUGCCUUCAGGUGGAUGGUGUGUUGCAGAGAAGAAACCUUGUUUAUUGUGCCUCCACAAGUGCAGGUAAAAGUUUUGUUGCUGAAAUCUUGAUGUUGCGGCGUGUCAUCUCAACUGGAAGGAUGGCAUUACUUGUACUGCCAUAUGUAUCGAUUUGUGCCGAGAAGGCAGAGCAUUUGGAGGUACUUCUGGAGACUCUAGGAAAGCAUGUACGUGGUUUUUAUGGAAACCAAGGUGGUGGGACACUUCCUAAGGAUACGUCUAUAGCUGUCUGCACAAUAGAGAAAGCGAAUUCUCUAGUUAACAGAUUGUUGGAAGAGGGGCGUCUUUCUGAAGUAGGAAUUAUUGUGAUAGAUGAACUGCAUAUGGUUGGGGAUCCACAUAGGGGCUAUCUUUUGGAACUUAUGUUGACUAAGCUCCGUUAUGCAGCUGGUGAAGGUAAUGCAGAUUCAUGUAGUGGAGAAAGUUCAGGUACAAGUAGUGGGAAAGCUGACCCUGCUCAUGGAUUGCAAAUUGUUGGAAUGAGUGCAACAAUGCCAAAUGUAGCAGCUGUAGCUGACUGGCUUCAGGCAGCAUUAUACCAAACAGAUUUCCGUCCUGUUCCCCUGGAAGAAUAUAUUAAAGUUGGAAACACCAUUUUUAACAAACAAAUGGAUGCUGUGCGGACAAUUCCAAAAACUGCUAACUUAGGUGGUAAAGAUCCAGACCACAUCGUAGAAUUGUGCAAUGAGGUUGUUCAAGAGGGCCACUCAGUGCUUUUAUUUUGUUCAAGUCGCAAAGGGUGUGAAUCAACAGCGAAGCAUGUUGCCAAGUUCCUGAAGGGAUUUUCUGCCGGCAUCCGUGAUGGUCUUACUGAAUUCACUGAUAUUACUUCUGCUAUUGAUGCCCUACGAAGGUGCCCUGUGGGUUUAGAUCCUAUAUUGGAAGAAACUCUACCUUCUGGUGUUGCUUAUCACCAUGCUGGUCUAACGGUUGAAGAGAGAGAGAUUGUUGAAACCUGCUAUCGUAAAGGUCUUCUACGUGUCUUGACUGCUACUUCUACCUUAGCUGCUGGUGUUAACUUGCCUGCUAGGAGGGUUAUUUUCCGACAACCCAGAAUUGGUCGUGAUUUUAUUGAUGGGACAAGGUACAGACAGAUGGCUGGUCGUGCUGGUCGGACUGGAAUAGAUUCCAAAGGGGAAAGUGUAUUAAUUUGCAAACCGGAAGAAGUAAAAAGAAUUAUUGCUGUUCUUAAUGACUGCUGUCCACCCCUGCAAUCUUGUCUCUCCGAAGAUAAGAAUGGAAUGACUCAUGCAAUUUUGGAGGUUGUUGCUGGUGGGAUUGUUCAAACCGCUUGUGAUAUUCAUCGAUAUGUUCGGUGCACUCUUCUCAAUUCAACAAAACCAUUUCAAGAUGUUGUUAAAUCAGCUCAGGAUUCUCUUCGGUGGCUAUGCCAUAGGAAGUUUCUUGAAUGGAAUGAGGAGACUAAAUUGUACAGCACCACUCCUCUUGGACGUGCAGCUUUUGGCAGUUCUCUCAGCCCAGAAGAAUCACUUAUUGUGCUGGAUGAUCUUUCAAGGGCAAGGGAAGGGUUUGUGCUUGCAUCUGAUUUACAUUUGGUCUACUUGGUUACUCCCAUUAAUGUUGAGGUCGAGCCUGAUUGGGAACUUUAUUAUGAGAAGUUCAUGGAAUUGUCUGCUCUUGACCAGUCUGUUGGUAAUCGUGUUGGGGUAGUAGAGCCUUUUUUGAUGCGCAUGGCCCAUGGUGCACCUUUGCACAUCUCAAAUAAGUCAAGAGAGAAUAGGAAAGGGCCACACUGUAGUAAUAUGCUUUCAGAUGAACAAGUACUUAGAGUGUGCAAACGCUUUUAUGUGGCACUCAUCUUGUCAAGACUUGUGCAGGAGGCACCUGUUGCUGAUGUUUGUGAAGCCUUUAAAGUGGCUAGAGGAAUGGUUCAAGCCUUACAAGAGAAUGCUGGAAGGUUUGCUUCAAUGGUUUCUUUGUUCUGCGAGAGACUUGGUUGGCAUGAUUUGGAGGGCUUGGUUUCUAAGUUUCAGAAUAGAGUUUCAUUUGGAGUGAGAGCAGAGAUAGCAGAGCUUACUACUAUCCCAUAUGUUAAGGGUUCUCGAGCUAGAGCACUGUAUAAGGCUGGCUUGCGUACACCUUUAGCCAUUGCUGAGGCAUCCCUUCCGGAAAUAGUCAAAGCUCUUUUUGAAUCUUCAUCAUGGGCUGCACAAGAAGGUUCAGCACAGCGACGGAUACAAAUGGGUGCAGCCAAGAAGAUUAAAAAUGGUGCCCGCAAAAUUGUUCUUGACAAAGCCGAAGAGGCCAGAGCUGCAGCUUUUUCAGCUUUCAAAUCACUUGGACUUGAUGUUCCUCAGUUUUCUCGACCAUUUUUAGUGGCCACAUCUAGGGGUAAUGUCCAAGAAGGUGGAAGGACAUCUUCUGGUGAUGACACUGGUAACAGCAUUGUUGGUGUACAAGAUAUUACAACUGCACCAGAUGCAAUAGGUAAUCAGUCUUCUGAUGAUAUUGCCCCAAAAAUUGCGGGGCAGAUAUUGGGAAGGACAUCACAUACUAGCGUACAUGCUUCAGUUGAAGAAGUAAACUCAGUUAAUGCAAUGCAAUCUGCUUCUAAUGAUGGUAACAUUGGAAUAAAGAUUGAAGGAUCUUCUCAAUCCCUUGGUAUUAAUGUUACAGCAAAUAACAACCAUACACAAAACCCUGGGGUACCUGCACCUGCCUCUGCAAAGUUGGAGAAUGCUGGCUAUAAUGACAGUACACAUAGUUGGCAUAUUAACCAUGAACAGCAGGAAGAGAACAGAAAAAGAGGAAGUAUUGGUAACACUGCUGAUGCCAACAUUUAUGACAAAGGUCCAAUUAGUGCAAGCUGUAUUCCUGGUGGAUUUGAUUGUUUCUUAGAUCUUUGGUAUACAAUUCAAGAGUUCUUUUUUGAUAUUCACUUCUCUAAGCGAUCUGACCUGAACUCCAUUGUCCCUUUUGAAAUUCAUGGAAUGGCCAUCUGUUGGACAAAUUCUCCUGUGUACUAUGUCAACUUAUCAAAGGAUCUACCAUUGAUUGACAUGCCCACUUUGACUAGAAAAAACGAAGUCAAUUCUGUGAAUGAAACUAGCAAUGUGAUUAAUCGAUGGGAAACAGCUAAACACAGAUGGAGUAGAAUAGCUAGGAUCAUGGGAAGGGGAAAUGUUAGAAAAAUUAGUUGGAAUGUAAAGGUCCAAAUUCAGGUGCUUAAAAAUCCUGGGAUUUCUAUUCAGAGGUUUGGUCUAAGCUCCAUACAGAAGGAUGUGGAUAUUGAAGUAAUAGACAACUCAUACUUAUUGAUGCCCCCAAUUUAUCUUCAAGAUGGAAUUGACAUGUCUAUUGUAUCAUGGAUGCUUUGGCCUGAUGAGGAGAGGAGCUCCAAUCCAAAUCUUGAAAAGGAGGUUAAGAAAAGGUUAUCCAGUGAAGUUGCUGCAGCUGCUAAUCGUAGUGGACGGUGGAAGAAUCAAAUGCGUAAAGCAGCACAUAAUGGUUGCUGCCGUCGUGUUGCACAAAUACGAGCCCUGGGUUCUGUUUUAUGGAAGUUACUAGUUUCUGAAGAACUUAGUGAAACACUUACGAACAUUGAAAACCCACUGGUUAAUGUCCUAGCAGAUAUGGAACUCUGGGGAAUAGGUGUUGACAUGGAAGGAUGCCUUAGGGCAAGGAAAGUAUUAGGGAAAAAAUUAAAGGAACUCGAGAAGGAAGCUUACAAGCUUGCUGGCAUGACUUUUUCACUUUAUACAGCUGCAGAUAUUGCAAACGUGCUUUAUGGACACUUAAAGUUGCCCAUUCCUGAGGGGAGCUCUAAAGGCAAGCAGCAUCCCAGCACUGAUAAACAUUCCUUGGAUCUACUAAGGCAUCAUCAUCCUAUUAUUUCAGUAAUUAAAGAGCACAGGACGUUGGCAAAGCUCCUAAAUGGUACAUUGGGGUCCAUAUGUUCACAGGCUAGGCUAUCUGUGAAGUCACGAAAGUAUACAUUACAUGGCCAUUGGCUUCAGACAUCAACAGCAACUGGACGUCUUUCAAUGGAGGAACCUAAUCUUCAGUGCGUUGAACAUUCAGUUGAGUUAAAAAUCCAUCGCAUUGACAAAGUCACAAGUGCUACAGGUUCUGAUCAUCAUGUAAUUAAUGCCCGUGAUUAUUUUAUUCCUACACAGGACAAUUGGUUGCUGCUAACAGCAGAUUAUUCUCAGAUAGAGCUACGACUGAUGGCUCAUUUCUCUAAAGACUCUUCACUAAUUGAACUUCUUAGUAGGCCAAAUGGUGAUGUGUUCACUAUGAUUUCUGCAAAAUGGACUGGACAGUUGGAAUCAACUAUUACUUCCCAAGAGAGAGAUCAAACCAAACGGUUGGUCUAUGGUAUCCUCUAUGGAAUGGGUGCUAAAACCCUUGCAGAACAACUGAACUGUAGUGCAGAUGAAGCAGCAGAAAAAAUUGAAAGCUUCAAGUCUUCUUUUCCCGGUGUUGCUUCCUGGCUUAGUGAAGCUGUUGCAUCUUGCCGUCAAAAAGGCUAUGUGGAGACCCUUAAGGGAAGGAAACGCUUCUUAUCAAAAAUUAAGUUAGGGAAUAGCAAAGAAAAAGCUAAAGCUCAGAGGCAGGCUGUGAAUUCAAUUUGUCAGGGUUCUGCUGCUGACAUAAUCAAGAUUGCAAUGAUAAAUAUUCAUACUGUGAUUGCCGAGGGAUGUGAAAAGCCUAAUUCAAGUUUUGAAUUUGCAAAACAAUUUCCCAUGCUUAAAGGUCACUGCCGAAUUCUUUUGCAGGUACAUGAUGAGUUAGUGUUGGAAGUUGAUCCUUUGGUAAUAGGGGAAGCUGGAUUAUUGCUACAGUUAAGCAUGGAAAAUGCUGUAUCACUUCUAGUUCCUUUGCAGGUCAAACUGAAGGUUGGAAGAACCUGGGGUUCUUUGGAGCUUUUCCAGGUGGAGCAAUACAAAGAAAAAGUCCUUUUACAGCAUUCUUGAAUUAUACAAAGAAAUGCCUUUCAUCAUCAGUUGGUAUUCAAAUCCUAGAGGAACUCUCAAAUGGAGGGGGAAGUGUCAAAUUUAUGCUGGUAGAUCAACAAAUUCAUUGUCAGCUGCAUGGGAAGUGCUGCCUAUACCAACAACCUCUACCUCCAUUUAGAAGUCAUCUAGAAGGAUGAUUCAUGAAAGAAAUUGGGUGCAAAGUUCAUUUCCUCUUUAUGCGGAAGAGUUGAAUUUACUUCCAUACAGGCCUUGAGAUUAUAAUGCUUGGUUUGAAUUGCAAUUGCUGAGUUGUCCAGGAGCUCAUUGUUGGGAUCUUCAGAAAUGCACUCAGCAAGAGAUUUGCUAGAUUCUGUAACUUCAAAAAGAAGUCUUUAACAAAAGGAUUUUUGUACCUGCACAUGGAAAGCAAGCAAUUUGAGUGGAUGCUCUCAAUGUCACUUUGUGAAUUUUAGAGACAUCGAUGCUUCUGAAAAGACACAUCUUGUGUGGAUGACAAGUUUUGUUGGUCUUGCUUGUCACAUUGUGCCAGUCACAACGGUUACUAUGGAGGCAGUUACAAAGCAAUUUUGACAAUGUUCAGGUUCAGUGCAGAAGGAACAUGUGAAAGGAGUGCUGAAGGUUGCAAAAAAUUCAAAUUGGGUUAUACCUGAUAGGUGAUUGAAUCUAUGAACAGCUGAGACCUGGUAGCCAAGGGUACCCUGGGGUCUUGUGCACAAAGUACUGCCAAUGGGUUAUGUUGGUAGAAGGAUCGUCUUGUUUUCAUGUUCAACAUUGUCAGGGAACAAAAAGAUGCUGUUAUGACAACCGCAGGAAACAUUGAAUAUCAUGAACAUGUGGCUUAUGAGGUUUUUGGCUUUAUUUUUUUAGCAACACUGUAGUAUCAAAUCAGCGAAGAGAAUUAUCAACAGAUGAGAAUUUUUUUUUUUUCGAGAGUGAUCGGUCACUAAUCAGCAAUGAGAAUAAUCAACAGUUGAGAAUUUUUAUGAAGAGUUUGGUGGCUCAGUAAUCAGCAGUCAGCAUGAGAAUAAUCAACAGUGAUUAUUCAUAGUUAUUGUCGUGGUUUCAGGAUGUUUCUGUUGCGAUGGAGCUUGAAAGCCGCAUUCUUUUAAGAGACGAGUGAAGUUGGUGCUAGGCAGACAUAAUUUUGUGCUGCCUUCUGAAAAUCUAUAGACAAGCUGCCUGGACAGGACGUUCUCUUUAUAUGCGAUUUAUCGGAUUCUUUAUUUACAGUUCUCGUGUGGUUGAAACUCUUAGAUAAUUAGAUUCUUUUCCCCCUUUGUUUUUUUAAAUUCUUUUUUAGUUUUGUCGUCUAGUUUCUGUCACUGAUGAGGAGGAAGCUGGCAUGGCAACACCUGUUAUAAUUGUAAAUGCAUGACAAGUAAAUCUGACCAUGUAUAUAUCGGUUGUUAUCUAUGAAUGUUUUUUAAAUUUUA
Molecule: messenger RNA, 8516 nt
Organism: Nelumbo nucifera (sacred lotus)
Lineage: Eukaryota; Viridiplantae; Streptophyta; Magnoliopsida; Proteales; Nelumbonaceae
Product: MUS308 and mammalian DNA polymerase-like protein
Biological process (GO): double-strand break repair; DNA-templated DNA replication
Molecular function (GO): DNA-directed DNA polymerase activity; DNA binding; ATP binding
Source: RefSeq, a predicted model, not a curated record